GGAACAUAGUCAUGUAUUUCGUAAUCCUAGAUUUCGUCAACAGUCACGUAAUGAACAAUAUACCUCUUAUCGCUUCUAUUAUUCCCUUUUGACGACGCGUUUCUUCUUUUCUCUGAGAUGCCUGAGUUUUUCUGUGGCCCAUGCAAUAUCCAACUCAAUUCCAAAUUCCAAUGGGAUCAACAUUUAACCGGAGGAAAACAUAUGCGAGCUGCUGCCCUUAAGCAGCCUCAAACCGUUGAUUUGUCAGCAGCAAUUGCCUUGCCUGAUGGCAAUUACAGAUGUAAAAUCUGCAAUGAUUUUGUGGGCUCUGGACGCAUUCCUUUUGAGCAGCAUGUAAUAGGUCAGAAGCAUAUGAAAAAUGUUCAGAGAGCUACAGAAUCACCUAUCCAGUCUCCUUCAAGCUCUCCUCUAAAGGCAUCUCCAUUGCCAAGCACACCAAUAUUGAAAAGUGUUUCAACACCAGAAACAGCAACUGAUUUUUCUUUAGCCAUGGUACAGCCAGAUGGCUCAUACAAAUGCAAAGUCUGUGUUGAUUUUACCUGCACAGGUCCAAUACCAAUGGAGGCCCAUCUGAAGGGGAAAAGUCAUUUAAAGAAUUGGAAUAAAAGUCAUCUUGUCGAAAGUUUACCGUUUGAACAACUGAAUCUUUCUUCACCGAACCGAAUCGAUUCCAUUCCUAUUGAUUCAACGGCAGACGAGCGUGUUGAAAAGGCCUGGAACCAUCAAACAAUGUGUGGCUACAGCUACGAUGAAUGUUUUCCGUCGCUGUCUGUAGGGGAAAAGAUUGAAGUGCUUAAUCCGCAUUUUGCUUUCAUUGGCAAAGACGAUCCUAUGCCAAAUUUUAUUAAAUACUUGAGUAUGUGAUUUGAG
Molecule: messenger RNA, 870 nt
Organism: Daphnia carinata
Lineage: Eukaryota; Metazoa; Arthropoda; Branchiopoda; Diplostraca; Daphniidae
Exons: 4
Coding region: 118-864 (248 amino acids)
Cellular component (GO): precatalytic spliceosome; nucleus
Molecular function (GO): zinc ion binding; single-stranded RNA binding; double-stranded RNA binding
Source: RefSeq, a predicted model, not a curated record